ACGACGGGGAAAACUCGUUUCUUCUCAGUACAUCUCGGUUGUUGUGGCUGAAUUUCAAGAGGAAUCCUGUCCAAUCUUUGACAAGAUCUGAGAUUCCAAUUGCCUCGAUAAUUGCCCUUCAAUCGAUCGAAGCUGAACACUUUCUUUCCCUGUUUUUUCUUUUGGUGUUGGUCUUUCGCUCCUUGGCUCCUUGGCUCCUUGGAUCCCUGGACCAUGACUUCCAGUUCCAACUUGUUCUUGGGCGUGGAUGUGGGAACGGGGAGUGUGAGGGCCGGUUUAGUGGAUCAGAGAGGACGCAUUUUAGAGAUCGCGUCUCGGCCUCUGAAAAUCAAUAAUCCUCGUCCUGAUCACUAUGAGCAAUCGGUUAACGAUAUCUGGUCUGGAGUGGUCCAUUGCAUUCGACAAGUGAUUCAGGGAGUGGAGGAUAAAUCCCGGAUUAUUGGGAUCGGAUUUGAUGCCACGUGCUCUUUGGUGGUCUUGGAUGAGUCUGGCUGUGGCCUUUGCGUGAACCAAGAUGAAGACGAAUCCUGGGAUGUCAUGAUGUGGAUGGACCAUCGGGCCAAAGUUCAAACCGAGCACAUUAAUAACCUCGAGCAUCCUCAAGUGCGUGAGGUGCUCCAAUUCGUGGGUGGAUCCAUUUCCUUGGAGAUGCAGGUUCCCAAAUUGCUGUGGAUAAAGGAGAAUCUGGCCAAAACAUGGCCUCGAGCUAGACACUUCUUUGAUCUCUCCGAUUUUUUGACCUUCAAAGCUACGGGUCACAUUUCAAGAUCCUUGUGUGCCACCAUAUGUAAAUGGACUUACUUGGCCAACUUGGAAGAAGGAUCCCUACGAGGUUGGAGUCGGGGGUUCUUUGACGUAGUUGGACUGGAGGAUUUGACGCAUGAUGAUUUUGCCAAACUCGGAAAAGACGUGCUAAGCCCCGGGAAAUGUUGCGGAAAUGUCAGCCAAGAAUUCGCACUCGCCACGGGUCUUUCGGAGCAUAUCCGGGUCGGAGCUUCGUUGAUCGAUGCUCAUGCCGGAGUCUUGGGGAUGCUAGCCUGUUCUCCUGCCAGGAACUGUGGCACUUUUUCUGAGCAACUCUCCAUCAUCGCGGGAACCUCCACUUGUCACAUGGCCUUGAGUAAAAGAGCCUCUCAGGUCCCUGGGGUUUGGGGACCGUAUCUCUCUGCCAUUUUACCCAAAUUCUGGCUCUUGGAAGGAGGCCAGACAGCCGUGGGAAAGCUCAUUGACCACAUUUUGGAGACUCACCCGGCUCACGAUGUGGCCAUGAGGAUGAUGCAAAAGCUCGCAUUCCCCACGAUUCAGGCCUAUUUGGAACAUGUUCUUUCCGAGAUGAAAGACGAGCUUGGGCUCGAUCAUGUGGCCUUGAUUGCUCGAUCGUUUCAUAUUUGGCCGGAUUUUCAUGGCAAUCGAUCACCCUUGGCAGAUCCGGAAAUGACAGGAAUGAUCUCUGGAUUGACUCUAAGUAAAGGCGUCAAGAACAUGGCCAAAUGCUAUCUGGCCGCCAUUCAAGCGGUCACUUAUGGAACCGCUCACAUUUUGGAGGAGAUGACUAAACAAGGUCAAGACAUCCGGAUGGUGACCAUUUGUGGAGGACUUUCCAAGAGCGAGAUCUUCGUCCAAACUCAAGCUGAUGUUCUUGGUUUGCCCGUGAUCCAACCCAACGAAAAAGAGUCGGUCCUCCUUGGAGCGGCAAUGUUAGGAGCUGCAGCCGUACGUUCCGCAUCUAACUCCAACGAUGAGGAUUACUUUACUUUUAUAGUGGAAGAGAUGAUGGGCGGGGGCCAAACAUUCUUGCCCAAUCCAUCUCUGAAAGCGUUUCAUGACGCGAAAUACCAAGUGUUCCGAGCUAUGGGCCGAGACCAACUAAGUUAUCGUCACCUCAUGGAGCAAGAGUUCUGUCAAAAAUAGGGAAUAUAUUUCGUCACGAGCA
Messenger RNA from Tigriopus californicus, 1933 nucleotides. Its product is annotated as FGGY carbohydrate kinase domain-containing protein-like. Gene Ontology annotation, molecular function: phosphotransferase activity, alcohol group as acceptor; kinase activity. The transcript has 5 exons. Gene Ontology annotation, biological process: carbohydrate metabolic process. NCBI's taxonomy places the organism in Eukaryota, Metazoa, Arthropoda, Copepoda, Harpacticoida, Harpacticidae. The coding region runs from base 214 to 1911 and encodes 565 amino acids. The record is from RefSeq and is a predicted model, not a curated record.